Molecule: messenger RNA, 408 nt
Organism: Lithohypha guttulata
Lineage: Eukaryota; Fungi; Ascomycota; Eurotiomycetes; Chaetothyriales; Trichomeriaceae
Gene: NHP6
Product: Non-histone chromosomal protein 6
Exons: 4
Coding region: 1-408 (135 amino acids)
Molecular function (GO): DNA binding, bending
Source: RefSeq, a predicted model, not a curated record
AUGGCCAAGGUUGCGAAAGCAAAAACGCCUGCUGAUACCAAGCCCAAAGCUACUAGAUCCAAAAAGACUACUAGAUCUUCAACUUCCGACGACGAGAUGCCCAAGACAUCUACCAAGAAGUCUACCACCAAGACUCGAGAUGGCAAGAAGAAGAAGGAUCCCAAUGCACCCAAGCGAGGUCUUUCAGCGUACAUGUUCUUUGCCAAUGAGCAGAGAGAUACUGUGAGAGAAGAGAACCCUGGCAUCAGCUUCGGUCAAGUUGGUAAAGUUCUUGGUGACAAGUGGAAAGCCCUGAACGAGAAACAACGUCAACCGUAUGAGGCCAAGGCCGCAGCUGAUAAGAAGCGAUACGAAGAAGAGAAAGCCAAAUAUCAGGCUGGUGAUGACGACGAGGAUGGAUCCGAAUAA